GACAUUGUGAAAAAGGAAAACCCUGUGCAUGAAUUGUGUGGCCCUAUCAUGAAAUAGUUAAUAUAUUAAAUAGCUGAAUGGGACAUUCAUAGAAUAUGUUGACAGGACAAAAAGUUGAAACCGCUGGCAGAACACCAAAGUCAAUAUCGGAGCCAAGCAAAUACACCCAUAGGGCCGCGCUGGGGAAGCUUGAAGACCGGCCAUCUUUAAGUGGCAGGAGACACCGUCACCUCCAGAACCACGGAAGCAAUUGCGCUUUCAGGAUGAUUUCGCUCAGGCAAGCCGCUUAUUUCGUUUGCUUGUUUGCUACCGUUUCCUGCGGGUGUUUGACUCAACUGUAUAAAAACACCUUCUUCCGAGGCGGGGAUGUAUCCGCCGUGUACACCCCGAACGCCCGGCACUGUCAGAUGAUGUGCACCUUCCAUCCCAGGUGUUUGCUAUUUAGUUUUCUUCCUGCGAGUUCCACUCGUGACACAGACAAAAGGUUUGGUUGCUUCUUGAAAGACAGUGUUACAGGAGACCUGCCAAGAGUGUCACGGACCAGUGCAAUUUCUGGACAUUCCUUAAAGCAGUGUGGUCAUCAAAUUAGUGCGUGCCACCGAGACAUUUAUAAAGGAAUUGAUAUGAGAGGAGUCAAUUUCAACGUAUCUAAGGUUAAAAGUGCUGAGGAGUGCCAAAAAAUGUGCACGAACAGCAUUCACUGCCAGUUUUUCACAUACGCCACGCAAACAUUCCACAGUGUAGACUACCGGAACAGCUGCCUAUUAAAGCACAGCCCGAGUGGAACACCUAUGAGCAUAAAGGUGCUGGCUAACGUGGAAUCUGGAUUCUCACUGAAGCCCUGUGCAGUCUCAGAAAUCGGCUGCCACAGGGACAUCUUCCAGCAGCUUGCAUUCUCAGAUGUGGAUGUCGCCAGUGUUCUCGCUCCAGAUGCCUUUGUUUGUCGGACCAUCUGUACCUAUCACCCCAGCUGCCUUUUCUUCACAUUCUACACCAGCGCCCAGAAGACAGAGUCACAAAGAAAUGUCUGUUUCCUUAAGACUUCCCAAAGUGGGACCCCGAGACCGCCUACUCCUCAGGAAAAUGCCAUAUCUGGAUACAGCCUUUUAACCUGCAAACAAACUUUGCCUGAGCCCUGCCAUUCCAAAAUUUACUCAGAAGUUGACUUUGAAGGAGAAGAACUGAAUGUGACCUUUGUUAAAGGAGCGAGUGGCUGCCAAGAGGCUUGUACGAAAACGAUGCGCUGUCAGUUUUUUGCUUACUCUUUACUCCCGGAAGAUUGUAGAGGAGAGAAGUGUAAGUGUUCCCUACGAUUAUCUCUGGAUGGCUCCCCCACUGGGAUUACGUAUGGGACACGAGCGAGCUCUGGUUAUUCUCUGAGGCUGUGUAAAAGUGGGGACAGCUCUGUCUGUGCAACAAAAACUAACACACGCAUUGUUGGAGGAACCAACUCUGACUGGGGAGAGUGGCCCUGGCAGGUCAGCCUGCAAGUGAAGCUGAGAGCCCAGAGCCACCUGUGUGGAGGGUCCAUCAUCGGACACCAGUGGGUCCUGACUGCAGCCCAUUGCUUUGACGGGCUUCCCUUGUCGAAUGUUUGGCGCAUUUAUGGCGGCAUGUUAAAUCUGUCCGAGAUAACCAAAGAAACACCUUUCUCACAAAUAAAAGAGAUUAUCAUUCACCACAAUUAUAAAAUCUCGGAAGGUAGUCAUGAUAUUGCCUUAAUAAAACUUGAGACUCCUUUGAAUUACACUGAUUUCCAAAAACCAGUAUGCCUACCUUCCAAAGAUGAUACAAAUACAAUUUACACCAACUGUUGGGUAACUGGAUGGGGCUUCACAGAGGAAAAAGGUAAAAUCCAAGAUACCCUACAGAAGGCAAAUAUUCCUUUGGUAUCAAAUGCAGAAUGCCAGAAAAGUUAUAAAGAAUAUAAAAUAACCAAACAGAUGAUCUGUGCUGGCUAUAAAGAAGGAGGAAAAGAUGCUUGUAAGGGUGAUUCAGGUGGUCCCUUGGUUUGCAAACAUAACGGAAUUUGGCAUUUGGUGGGCAUCACCAGUUGGGGUGAAGGCUGUGCCCGCAGGGAACAACCAGGGGUCUACACCAAAGUUGCUGAGUACAUGGACUGGAUUUUAGAGAAAACACAGGACGGUGACGGUCAGUCUUUGAUGAAGUAGCCAGCCCGAAGAAGCUCCGCAGAGAUGGUGAAGAAGCCAGAUGGGCGCAUUAGUUUUGCAACCUGGGUUCAAUUCAAGUACUGAGCCUUGGGGUCCUCAUCAGCCAAAACGUGGAGAGUGAUGUCUACCUCCUGUCCUUGUCAUACGGACAAAAACGGACAAUGCAUAAUGCUUUCAGCAUUCAGUAACAAUGCUAUAGCAGGAGAUACUAACAACUGAAUAUCUCCACGAUUGUUGGUUGUGAAAUAAAAUGGCAAAAGAGUGUGAUCAAAAAGUGGUUUCUUCUCAAACUCAUAGACACAGAAAACAAACUUACGGUUACCAGGGGGGAAAAGGGAGGGUGGAGGGAUAAACUGAGAGUUUAGGAUGUACAGAUGCUAACUACUGUCCAUAAAAUAGAUAACCAACAAGGUUCUACUAUAGGGCACAGGGAACUAUAUUCAAUAGUUUGUAAUAGCCUAUAAUGAAAAA
Molecule: messenger RNA, 2642 nt
Organism: Vicugna pacos (alpaca)
Lineage: Eukaryota; Metazoa; Chordata; Mammalia; Artiodactyla; Camelidae
Gene: KLKB1
Product: kallikrein B1
Biological process (GO): proteolysis
Cellular component (GO): extracellular region
Molecular function (GO): protein binding; serine-type endopeptidase activity
Source: RefSeq, a predicted model, not a curated record